AUGCCCUUUCCCACAUCUGGAACUCGUACCUCGUCCCGUUCUCCUCAAUCUCGCCCCCUCGACCUCCUCCCCGACCCACGCAUCCAACUCGGACUUGUCAGCCUUCCUCCACCCCUCCGCCGCCUCCCCUUCGUCGCUCAGCUUCAACGGGAAGAACACGUCGCACUCGAACUCGGCCAGGACCUUGGUCAGCAGCACCCUCUUCGCCUCGGGCGCCCGGAGCGCGGCGUCGUAGAUCUGCGCGCCGCCAAUGACAAACACCUUGCCCAGCCGGCCGGCGACGCCGUCGACGCGCAGGUACGCGAGGGCCUGCUCCAGCGAGCCGACCUUGACGGGCUCCUUGUCGAGGUCCGGCGUCGUCGCUGCCGCCGCGGACGCCGAGGCGGGGUCCAGGGCGGGGUGGGAGCGGCUGAUGACGAUGUUGAGACGGCCCUUGAGGGGUCGGAACUUUGGGGGGAUGCUCUCCCACGUCUUGCGGCCCAUGAUGACGGCGUUGCGGGCGUCCGAGGGGGCCUAUUCAAGUGUUUGCAGAGUCAGCGUCGGCGGGACCAAUACAUGGAGCGAGCUGCAUGA
This is a messenger RNA of Colletotrichum spaethianum, 573 nucleotides long. RefSeq lists its product as uncharacterized. The record is from RefSeq and is a predicted model, not a curated record. Bases 1 to 573 code for a protein of 190 amino acids. Lineage: Eukaryota; Fungi; Ascomycota; Sordariomycetes; Glomerellales; Glomerellaceae. The transcript has a single exon.